AUGGAAAAUUUUACGGAUUCUGUAUCGGGUCGAAGAAGUUUGGGUUUGGUUUCGGGUAAACCGAAACAUCUCUGGCAUAAAGAAUUAUUUUCAAAUUUUUUUCAGCCAGUUAUUGGACUUUCUACAGCUAUUGUUUUUACUGCUCCAUGUCAACACAUCUCUGAUUUAUCUGUUCAUGUACACGGGCCAAGCGGCGACUUGAAACAUGAUGUAAAGAUGGAGCAACUUGAAAAAGAAAAAUUCCGCGUUAGCUUUGUUCCGCAUCAGAGCGGUCUGCACACAAUUGAAUUGAGAAAUCAAAACGGAGAAAUUUAUGAUUUUGAUUUCGAUGUCAUUACUUUAAAUGGAGAGGAAGACUGCGUUCCCGUGAGUGAAGAUGAAGAAUAUGAAAGUAUUUCAAUUGAACAACAACCUUCAUUAACCUUCACUCUUUCACCAUUUAAAGGUUUUUUUUUAAUUUUGACUCUGGGGUGUUUUAUGGAUAUAUCACCCCCUUAUUUUAAGUCUUAG
Molecule: messenger RNA, 510 nt
Organism: Meloidogyne enterolobii
Lineage: Eukaryota; Metazoa; Nematoda; Chromadorea; Rhabditida; Meloidogynidae
Source: the annotation of a GenBank genome assembly